Brachypodium distachyon (stiff brome) is the source of this 2603-nucleotide messenger RNA. RefSeq names its product putative zinc finger CCCH domain-containing protein 51. NCBI's taxonomy places the organism in Eukaryota, Viridiplantae, Streptophyta, Magnoliopsida, Poales, Poaceae. Gene Ontology annotation, molecular function: metal ion binding; RNA binding. Bases 512 to 2179 code for a protein of 555 amino acids. The record is from RefSeq and is a predicted model, not a curated record. The transcript has 9 exons.
GCCUCCCCCACCCACACCCACCCACCCAUCCCUGCUCGCCGUCACCGCCAAUGGCAGCAGCCGCGCCGCCAGCCGCCACGAGCCCAGAAGCCACCGCCAAUCUACUGCCUGUAGCCACCUCCAAGCCACACCGACGACCACGAUCUCGAGAGACCCCUCCCCUACCUCCCUCACUCUCCAUCCCCAACGACGGAGAGUCGAUCUCCACGCCAGAAGUCGAUAUCCAGUACCGCAACACUCCAUGCCGAGCUUCGUCGCCGCCGCCUCCAGGGAAGGCUUGCCGCGUCCAUGCCGCCCACCUCGCCGCAUGGAGGUGGACCAUGCGACAUGGCCCAGGCCCAGGCCCAGGCCCAAUACGACAAGGACCAGGCCCAAUACGACGAGGCCCAAAUCCCGCCUGGAGCCUUACGCGUGAUAGCCCAACUCAACUUUAAAACGCAAGCAUGCGCGGGCAUAUAUAGCCCCGCCUCCUCCUCUUCUUCUAUUCUUCUGCUCGUUCUCCGAUCAUCCGAUGCCCUGGUCUCCUCUGGAGGAAAAGAGGAAUCAAGAAAUGGAUAAAAAAGAAUGUGCAAAUGUUCUGGUGAAUCGAGUUAGGAAGGUUGAGCCAUCGAUGGCCGUAGAUAUUGUUGACCACUUCGUCAGCACGAAUGAACUUCCAAGGGUCAGGUUGUAUUCAUCUGGUUCAGAUGAGCAAAUACACUCCCUGAUCGCUGAAACGAAGAAGCGAAUGAACGUUAUGUCCAAGGCACACUCACCAGGGCGUGAGUUUCCAGCCCUCUCUCGGACUUCAGAUGGGAUUCAGUCUCCAACUCCAGGGGGUGAUCACAUUGUAUCUUCCAAGAUCGAGGCACAUUCAACUCCUCCAGCUGGUCAAAUUGUUUCUUCUCAGAUCGAGGAAAAUUUGCGAUCUUCAAGCGUCCCAGGUGAUGGUAUGCCAGGGUGCUCAAAUGUUACUGGAUGUCCUGCCAGUAGAUCAGAGCAGUUGGCCAAUAUUCCUUGCCGCUUCUACAUGUCUACUGGCGUUUGCAAGAAGGGCUGGUCUUGCAGGUUCUCUCAUGGAUUUGGGCCAUUAGGGAUGUUAGAGAUGGCAAUCAGAGAACUGCUGAUGAACCGACCUCUAACUCGGGUAGCUGAUUUGCCAGUUUACUUAGCGUGCUACAAGCAGCCUCUGCAAGGGUGGUGGAAUCAGAGUACUGGUAGCAUAAUAAGUUUGCUCGCGCGCCUUCACACGGUUACUCUGAUUGUUGACAGGAUGGGACAAAAUUUCAUAGUCCUGUUGGAACAUGCUCCUUCCUACCUAGGUCCUGCUGUUAAUUUGAAUGUGAUGGAUACUGGCAGCGGCUUUAACAAGAUUUACAUCACCUUCACUGCUGAAGGCAGAGCCAGAUGCACCGAAAGUCUUGUUUCAAACUAUUUCAGCCAGUAUGGGCCUGUCUUGAAAGUGAGAAUGCCCACUCCACGAUUGUGCGGUUUUGUGACAUUCCAGUACCCUCAGACAGUGGAGCUGCUCUUGUUUGAAUGGAAUCCUCAGGUGCCUCAUUUCAUCUGUGGAGCUACAGUUCUUGUCAAGCCCUAUAAGCAUUCAGGAGAAACCAAACCGGGGAACAUCAAUAUUGCUGAGAGAAAUGGGCUGCAACGUGGGUGUGAUGUAGGAAUUGUUACUGGGAACAGCAGUGUUAUGAUUGCACCACAAAUGGUUCCGCCACUAGCACAAAACCCAGGUUCUCAGGCUGAGAGGGAAGUAAACACUCCAGAAGGUGGGGAUGUGACAAGACCAGCACAUAUGUCAGAUGGCUCGGAUGGACACUUAGCACGUCAAGACAUGAACACCAAUGUUACUGAGAAAAAUGAGCUGCAUAGUUGGUGUGACGUAGGAAUUGCUACUGAGAACAGCAAUGUUACGAUUGCACCACAAAUGGCUCCACCUAUAGCACAAAACCCAGGUUCUAACUCUGAGAUAGAAGUAAAGACUCCAGAAGGUGGGGAUGUGACAAGACCAGCACAUAUGUCAGAUGGCCCGGAUGGACAAUCAACACGUCGAGAUAUGGAUGAUGACAUAUACCAUGUGAGCUAUUCUAGUCUUCCAGGUAUCGACUGUUUCUACGAACAACCUGAGCCGUCAGCGGAGCAAGCACAGGUGCUGGAACAGCAGUUUCCUGCAGAUGCUAUCGACGAAUAGAUGCAUAUACCCUGAAAGCUGAGAUACAGUAAACUCAGAAAGCUGAGAUACAGCAAACUUCAGUACAGUAACUGACCUUGUAUAGUAGACGGGAAGCACUUUUAUGGUUUACUGUGAUCCACCUUGUAAUUCUAGUCUGCAGAGAAGUUUCGUGCAUGCAUAUGGCAGAGAGCAUACGCGGCUCCUUCUGAGAGAAUAAUACUAGAAGCUAUCUUACCUGAGCUAUCCAUUUGUUCGAUUCUGUUAUUCUUAGUUUCUUGGGGUUUGCUUACCUAUUGAGUACAAUGUUUCUUUGAGAUAGAACUCGUCAUUAUUCUGGUGGUUGUAACUAGUGCUGAGACCUGUGAAUUAAGUACAGGGCUAUUUGCUCUGGCGAGAGCGUACACUUUGAAUUGUCUAAGAUUAAAUGCCAGGAAUUUUCGCA